This is a messenger RNA of Trichoplax adhaerens, 1350 nucleotides long. RefSeq lists its product as uncharacterized. The transcript has 17 exons. Gene Ontology annotation, molecular function: protein binding. Lineage: Eukaryota; Metazoa; Placozoa; Uniplacotomia; Trichoplacea; Trichoplacidae. The record is from RefSeq and is a predicted model, not a curated record. The coding region runs from base 1 to 1350 and encodes 449 amino acids.
AUGGUUGCCUUUGCGGCAAUUUUCAUACGUAUUUUAACACAUACGAACGUAGCUACAAUUCCAUCAGCGAGCUUUAUCACAUAUCCGAACUUAAAUUAUAUAGGUUUAAAGUAUAACAAAAUUAAUAAAAUCGAACCAGGAGCUUUCAAAGGAUUAUCGAAACUAACGACUAUAGAUUUUACCGGUAACAAAUUACAAGUUAUUGAGAACAAUUUAUACGCUAAUUCGACAAAUUUACGCAAAUUGAAAUUUGAUAAAAAUUCAAUAACGUCAGUUAAGAAUCAAGCCUUUAAUGGAUUACAUAAAUUAUCUAUGCUUUCGUUCAGUAAUAAUCAACUUCGUGAAAUUCCUACUAUCGCAUUACAUCCUUUAAGCCAACUAAACACACUAAUAUUGGAUAAUAACCAAUUAUCGCGCAUUGAUGAUGAGAGCUUUAAACUACCGAAUUUGCAAGAACUGCGAUUGUUCCAUAAUUCCGUCAUGAAUAUCUCCGAUAGUGCAUUUAAAUGGAAUUCUAACCUUAAGUACUUAUAUUUAAGUAAAAACGAAAUUACUUCACUAAGUGCUGAAUUGUUUCAGAAUCUUAACAAUCUGCUAGCCUUAGAUAUAAGUAAUAACCAUAUCGCUAAAAUUUCGAACAAUAUUUUCGCCCCUAUGCGAAAUUUAAGAAGACUGAAUUUAUCUUACACUAAACUGACUUCAAUCACCAAGACAAGCUUCGGAUCUAUGCCUAACUUAAUUCAACUAAUUUUAACCAACAACGAAAUAUCGAGGAUCGAGGACGCAGCAUUUACGAAAAUGAAGAGCUUAACUGAAAUAUACUUGCAAGGAAAUAGGUUAACUACUGUCAAUUCAAAAGUUUUCAUCUCCUUAUCAACACUCCAAAAACUGGACAUAUCUAAUAACUGCCUGUAUGACAUCAAAAAUAGUGCCUUCAAAAAAUUGAACAAUCUGCACAGUCUAAAUAUGUUGAGGACCAAUGUUACAUGUGUGCACAAGGAUGCAUUUGUCAAAAUGCCAAAUUUAAAAACUCUAAUAAGUCAUUCAGCUGCUGUAUGUUGCAAUCUUCCGACUCAAAAAUCCUGUAAAGCUUAUUCUGGCAGCUGCGAAAAAGUGAAUCAAAAAUGCCAUAAUAACAUGCCAAAGCCGGCAUUAUGCCACGGCAGACCUUUAAAAAGUUUUUCCAAUGUCAGAUCAACAUCGGCCCCCAUGGUAUAUACUACAACGAACAAAAUUCAAACAAUCAUCAAGAUAGAACAAACAAGUGGAGCUUGGUCAAUCUUCGCUCGGUCUCAAGUUGACUUGAUUAUUUUAUCGGUUCUUUCGUCUUAUUUCCUGCAUAUGGUUUAA